Molecule: messenger RNA, 5474 nt
Organism: Manis javanica (Malayan pangolin)
Lineage: Eukaryota; Metazoa; Chordata; Mammalia; Pholidota; Manidae
Source: RefSeq, a predicted model, not a curated record
GCGGGUCCCGCUCUUGUUUCCGGCGGGAGGCGCGUGUCCUGCAGUGGGGGCGGCGCGGCCGUGGGCCCUCUUCCCGGAGCUCCCCCUCCGCGCGCCCGGUGAGCUUGCUUGUCCCUGCGGGGCGGAGCCGGUGCCCGCGGUCCCUGAGCCCCGCGCUCACAGCGCCCGGUGGGGGAGGAGCCCGAGCAGCCCGAGGCCGAGGCGGAGAUGGCGGCCGCCCAGGGGUCUCAUCCGGGAUCCUCUUGCCUGGCGAGGUGGGGUCCCAAGUGGAGUGGGAAGAUGUGUCCCCCGGGCUUUGGGCGGCCCGCACUGUCUGGGCGUCUCACCUUUGCACUGAAUCCGAGAGAAGGCCUGAGACUGUUGGGAGGAGACAGCGUGACCAACGCAGGCACUGCGGCAACCAGGCAACCUCGUGCCCGAGCCAAGGGGCUGCUGACCUUCGGGGACGUGGCCGUCCGGUUCUCCCAGGAGGAGUGGGAAUGCCUGGCGCCUGCCCAGCGGGCCUUGUACAGGAGCGUGAUGCAGGAGAACUACAGCAACCUGGUCUCUGUGGCACUUUCUUCUCAUUACAAAAAAGGAUUGUUACUUCAGCAAGUCAUAAAAGACUCAUUCCGAAGAGUGCUCCUGGGAAGAUCUGGGAGCCGUGACCCUGGGGACUCACACCUGAGGACACACAGGGACAGUGCAGCUGAGCAUGGAGGGCAGGAUGGCCAUCACGAAGGAAUGCAGAGUCACGGGAGGAACCCCCGGGACAAGCCUGUCCCUGUCUGUGGGGACCCGCAGCCUGGGGUGACUCAGGACAAAACCCAGUUUAAUUCAGUUACUGUUGCAGCACAAUGUUUUUCUGUGAGUAAAUGGCAUCAUCCUGUUUUGAAACAUAACUUUUCUCAGAAAGAAAAUUUGAAAAAUCUGAAAAUGGAGGCCUGCCAUGGUCCAAAUAAUCAUUUCAAUCAUUUAAAAUACAGCAGUGGAUUAGAUACUCAGUCACUUAAUUCUGAGGACCAAAGAUAUAAUGAAGAAAAAAUAUGUAAGUAUGUUGAAAUAGACAAUUCCUUGAUGAAGGAUGUAUUAUUCCAUGAACAAGUAAUUCCCACUCAUGCUAAAGCCUACAGUUUUGAUAACUGUCAGAGAGAGAGUGUCUACCCAGCAUUGCUUAAUGAAUAUCAGUGCAUAGACAACGAGAGAGAACCUCACUUGUGUAAUAAAAGUAAGCAUGCCUUUAGGAAGGGCUCUAUAUUUAAAAAUUGCCAAGGUAUUUACAUUCAAGAAGGAACAUGUCAAUCUAAUGAUCCUGGAAUAAAUGAUAACAGAGGACCACUCCAUAGAAAACAUCAGAGAAUUCAGAUUCCAGAAAACCAUUACCCAUGUAGUAAAUAUAGACAAGUCUUCAAGGAAUGGUCAAAUGUUAUCAUAUAUCAGGGUAUCCACAUUGGAGAUAAUCCUUACAAAUAUAAGGAAUGUGGCAAAACUUUUAAUCACUUCUCAAAAGUGAUUAAACAUCAGAGAAUUUACACUGGUGAGAAAGCUUGUAAAAGUGAAGAAUAUGGGAAAGCCUUUAGUGAAUUCUCCCAUCUGAACUGUUAUGAAAGUAUUCAUACUGGAAAGCAACCAUGCAAAUGUAAAGAAUGCAGCAGAUCCUUCACUUGUUCCUCAAUUGUAACUGCACAUGAAAGAAUGCAUAUGGGAGAAAAACCUUACAAGUGUAAAGAAUGUGGAAAAGCCUUUAAGUGGGACUCACACCUUAGUCAGCAUCAGAGAAUUCAUUCUGCAGAAGUACCUAACAAAUAUAAAGAGUGCAGCAAAUUCUUUUCUUUCUCAGGACUUAAUAUGCAUGAGAGAAAUUUUGGUGGAGAGAAGCUUCACAAAUGUAAGGAAUGUGGCAAAACCUUUAAGCGGGGCUCAUACCUUACUUGGCAUCAGAGAAUUCAUUCUGGAGAGAAACCUUACAAAUGUCAAGAAUGCGGCAAAUCCUUUAUUCGUGCCUCAAGUCUUUAUGUGCAUCGUAGAACUCAUACCGGAGAGAAACCUUACAAGUGUAAGGAAUGUGGAAAAGGCUUUAAGCACAACUCACACCGUAAUCGACAUCAGAGAAUUCAUUCUGGACAGAAACCUUUCAGAUGUGAGCAAUGCAACAAUUCCUUUACGUCUUCCUCAAGUCUUACUGUGCACCAGAGAAUUCAUACAGGAGAGAAGCCUUACAAGUGUAAGGAAUGUGGGAAAUCCUUCACUUAUUCCUCCAGUCUUACUGUGCAUAAGAGAAUUCAUACUGGAGAGAAGCCUUACAAGUGUAAGGAAUGUGGAAAAGCCUUCAUUUCUUCCUCACAUCUUAAUAUGCAUGAGAGAGUUCAUACUGAAGAAAAGCCUUGCAAAUGUAAAGAGUGUGGAAAAGCCUUUAAGCGGGGCUCAUAUCUUACUCAGCAUCAGAGAAUUCAUUCUCGACAGACACCUAACAAAUGUAAAGAACACAGGAAGUUCUUUAGUUCCUUAGAUCCUCAUGUGCAUGAGAGAACACCUAGUGCAGAGAACUCUCGCAACUGUAAGCAAUGUGGCAAAGCCUUUAAGUGGGGCUCACACCUUAAUCGACAUCAGAGAAUUCAUUCUGGAGAGAAACCUUACAAGUGUAAAGAAUGCAGCAAAUCGUUUACUCGUUCCUCAGGUCUUUAUGUGCAUAAUAGAAUUCAUACAGGAGAAAAACCUUACAAGUGUAAAGAAUGUGGCAAAGCCUUCAUUUCUUCCUCAAGUCUUAGUAUGCAUGAGAGAAUUCAUACUGGAGAGAAGCUUUACAAGUGUAAAGAAUGUAACAAAUCCUUCAUUUCUUCCUCAAAUCUUAGUAUGCAUGAGAGAACUCAUACUGGAGAGAAGUCUUACAAGUGUAAAGAAUGUGGAAAAGCCUUUAAGUGGAAGUCAGACCUUAAUCGACAUCGGAGAAUUCAUACAGGAGAGAAACCUUAUCAGUGCUAAGAAUGCGGGAAACCCUUUACAGUACAUGUCACUCAAAUCUUAAAGUUCAUGAGAGAGUUCAUAGUGGGGAGAAGCCUUGCAAUUGCAGAGAAUGUGCAAAAGCCUUUAGUGAUUCAUUAAGUGUAAAUAAACACAAGAAUAUCCAUGCAGGAGUAAAGUCUUAAAAGUGUAAAGAAUGUAACAAAGCAUUUACCUAGUCCUCUUCCUUACUCGACAUCAGAGAGUUCAUUCUGGACAAAACCUUAGAAACGUAAGGAAUUCAGGAAAUGUUUUUCAUGUCUUCAAAACUUACACUUCCUCAGAGAAUACAUACUGGAGAGAAACUGAAGAAACACAAGGAAUGUUUCAAAACCUUUAAGCGGUGCUCAAGCCUUACUGCAUGGCAGAAAGCUCAUACUAGAGAGAAUAUGAUAUAUCCACUGAUGCAAGAAAGACUCUUGGGUAAACUAUAAAUGUAGGGAGUAUGAAAGUGUUCAGAUGGGAGAAAAAAUGUACAAAUUUGAAUACAGUGGGAAAGCUGUCAACUGUUCCUCACACAGAGUGUGUGGGAGAAUUCAUAGUGGAGAGAAAACAUAACCAGUAUCAGUAGUAUGGAAACACCAUUGCCCAAGACAUAUACCUUAAAAAUGAGUGUCUUCAUAAAAGACACUUUACAGGUACAAAAUAAGCUGGAAAAUGUUUGAGUGAAAAUCUAAAUUAGCCAGGAAAGACUUACAUAAUACUAAGACACCAAAUUUUUUAGAAGUUACUCUCAAGAGUAUUUUUUAUUGGAAUGACCCAAAUUAAUAGCGAUCAGGUUAUUGACUUCAUAAUUUGUGUAAGUCUAAAAGGGGAUGUUUGCAUAGUACAGUGCCCUCCACCCCUACCCCAACUCCAGAUGCCAGUUUCAGGCCCCAGGCAGUUAACCUGUGCUUCUGACCUACAGGCUACACAUUAGAGUUUCCCAUGACCUCCCCUUCGGUUUUGAUUAAUUUGCUAAUGUGACUCACAUAACAGGAAUAUUUAUGUUUAUCAGUUUAGUGAGGGAAUACCAUAAAGGAUAUAAGUUAACAAAAGGAUGAAGGGAGACACAGGGCAAGGUCCCAAAUAAAGGGGCAUCUAUCAUGGAGUUUGGGGCCUGACUCAAUGUAAAGUGGAGGUGGUUUUGUUCCCCAAGCUUAGAAUCCCUUUCAGCCUGAAAAGCAGGAUCCAAGAGAACACAGCAUCAAGCUGUUCUCAGGGGUUUUGUGAUGGCUUUAUUCUAUAGCCAUGACUGAUAAAUUAUUGUCCAUUGUCUGGAUCAACCUGCAGCCCCCGCCUUUGGGUGGGGGUCCAAGUGUCUCAUUAAGAUGACAAGACACUUGUUUCACCUUUAAGACUAUUCAGCAUUUUCAGGAACUGUGGAUAAAGACCAAAUAUACCUGGGAAAUAUAUAUUUCUUUAUGCGAAUGAUCAAAUAUGUAUUUUUUCAUCAGUCAUUAUAUCACAGUCUCCUUCCCCCUUGGUCUUCAAAUACAGUUUCUGUACAGCAAAAUGAUCAUGCCUGUCCAAGCACUUAUAUCUGGAAUGGCAUUUACACAACAAAUAAAACAGUGGGACCAAUGCAAAUAGGCCUAAAAUUUGAUGAAGCCCGUGUGGGGUGGACACAGAUUUAAAGAGACAACUCAUUUGUCCUGUACAGUCUUAUGACCAUAGACCAUAUAUUCAACCAGAGUAAUGUAACUCUGGCUUGCAGACUGUAAUUCAGUGUCAUGUUUCCAAAAGCACAGGUGGUCUUCACGAUGGUUACCUGGUAGCUUUUGCUAGGAGAUAAUUAAUACUGUUCUGUUGCUCUGAGCCUCUCUUGCAGCACUAGUUAAGUCGGGUUUCCCUCAUUGCAUAACCCACUUAUCCAUCCCUUUACCAGCUGUAAUUUCUCACCCUCUCCACUUGUCAUGUACUUUACCCAGACUUUUCCCCAUGUGAAAGGGAUAUUAAGUUCAGCUACUGUGGUGGUCCCAAUUGCUGACAGCAAUAUACUAGUCCCACAAGUGCCUCCCCUGCCAUCCUCUCCAACUCACAGAAGAUAGGGGCAGAGCUAGCGGUGUCUGCCACUAGGUUGCACAGUGUAUCUCACUGUCAGCCCCAGCUUGGUCAGAUGGUGCAAUGGCACAGGCCACCCCAUCAGGCCCUUAAGAAUCCUGAGAGUUAAGGGUAAGGUUACAGAUUCUUGCUUAGUAACCUUCCUGCUCCUCAUAAACACAGUUGCAGCCCUGGACCUGGGAUCACUGCAUCUAGUAGGAAAAAAGCUAGUUGUGCUGACGUGGUAAAGAAUAGUUGCACUAGCAUCUUUCCCCACCUCCUUUUCCCCAGAUUCCCCAGAAAACUGGAAGAUUCUAUCCUGUGGGGACCCUCCUUUAGCUAUGUCAUGUUAAGGAUGAGCAUGUAUACUCUUUGAGGCUUGUAAGUCAGCCCUUCAUGUCUUUAUCUCCCCGUUUUAGACGGUGAAAGUUUCAACUGCCCUUUCCAUUUUUAUUAAACUAUUCUGAGGAUUA